Molecule: messenger RNA, 183 nt
Organism: Letharia columbiana
Lineage: Eukaryota; Fungi; Ascomycota; Lecanoromycetes; Lecanorales; Parmeliaceae
Exons: 1
Coding region: 1-183 (60 amino acids)
Source: RefSeq, a predicted model, not a curated record
AUGAAUGAUCGCUUCAAAGAGGAGGACAUCCUGCCUAUAACACGCAAAGAGAAGAUCGGAGAAGGGGGAAGCGCCAUCAUCUACAAAAUUGUGGUUGACGAAAACUACAAUUCGCUACGACCGCGUGGUCAUGUCAUACCGGUAUGCUCGGCUCCUCUACCCAAUAGACUCGCAGUCAGCUGA